Messenger RNA from Fomitopsis serialis, 1449 nucleotides. RefSeq lists its product as uncharacterized. The coding region runs from base 1 to 1449 and encodes 482 amino acids. The record is from RefSeq and is a predicted model, not a curated record. The transcript has 8 exons. NCBI's taxonomy places the organism in Eukaryota, Fungi, Basidiomycota, Agaricomycetes, Polyporales, Fomitopsidaceae.
AUGUCACGUCCCGAGCAUCAGGGAUCACCUCCGCAAGCUGCACGCAGGUCAGCAGCAGCAAACAGCAAUGACAGAGAGCUUAGCAGCUCUGCAGAGAACGACAACGAACCAACCAACCUCCGAGUCAGUGAUCCUCAAGAAGACGACGACACUGGCAGCUAUGACGAGUUCAUCGAACUUCUCGCUGUCAUGGGACGUCACAAGCAUGCCAAGGGUGCAAGCCCGAACGUUGUGGCACGCUACGAAAAGUACAAGGACGCCGGAAGAUGGCUGCCUCGGGGCAUCAGCCCCGUCUGCGACGUGAAGAGCAUGCUCACCGUCGGAAUAACACUGUUUGACAUACCCGAGGAAGACUGGGAGCUCACUGGUGAGCUCGGUAAAUAUGAAUACGACGAAAUCUUGAAGUUCGUGAAGCAAUACAAUGCAUUCCAGGCCAUGUGCCCUGUUAUCACCGCUCAGCUUGCAUUAUUCGAAAACAAACCUGACGCAAUUGCAGAUCUGGCAGAAUUCCUCGAAAGCAAAGGAGGGAAGGCCCGCACUGAUGACGUGCAAAAGGUCAAAGACAGCUGUCUCAAGUACUUACCUGAACUAGGUCGCUCCGACAUCCAAAAUCCUCCGGACAACCUUGCCAAGGAACUGCGUGGCUUCGAGAAUCUUGCCACUGGCCGCCUGCUUACCCCGCGCUCCAUGCGUGAUGUCUUCGACGAUAACCCUACUCAAUUUUGUCUCAAGGCUCGCCUGGGCGAGCGUGCAUUCGAUGCUGAUGACUUCGCAACGUUCUUGUACCCGGAGCACCAUUACGACGCCGGUGAUCCAUCGGAACACCUCCUCAUGUCGCCGUACCUUCUCGCUAAUUUUCGUGCUAUGUACCAAGGCAAGAAGAGUGCAUCUACUGGACAAGGUGAAAGCAGUAGCAAAGCCAAUGCAGGCCGCCCUGUACUCUUCAAGAUGUGGAAGGUUCAGACGGUCACGCCGGAAUAUAUAUGCUAUUGCGCUUUCAUUCUACGCUUUGGCUUGACAUCGCAGCGCUUCUGGGACGAGAACGACGGCGAACACAUUGGCAAGCAAUUUUAUAAUAAUCUCAUGCUACUCUUCGAGGAUGAGGCGUGGACGAAGAAGACCCUUGCAUGGUGGAACAAGGAGAUCUUUGGCAAGAUGACCCACGAGCUCGCGCCCAACGGAAACCCUGUUCAGCGUCGUAACGGCCCGUCAAUGCUUGAGCUCAUCAAGAUACGCCGCUUGGAGCGUGCGCGGGCAGCAUCUGCGACUCCCGCGCUUACAUCUCGGGGACCCAGCGAGCAGAUCGAGGGCGCAGCAGAUGCUCGUGAUGACGAAGCCCAGGAGACAACUGCGCAUGAAGGAGACCAGGGCAGUCACAGUGGCGAAGAGGAGGACGAGGGCGAAGGCGGGGGCAGUGGCGAUGGCGACGGCGACGGAGGAGCUCACUGA